AGGACCAUGUCCGUGCGGCCGCAGGCGUCAGGGACAGGCAACCGGAUGCGGAUCCGCAGUUUUCCGGCUGCGAUGGACGAGAAGUACGUGACGCAAGUGUGGGAGAUGUUGAAGAAGGCCAUACAAGAGAUCCAACGCAAAAAUAACUCUGGACUCAGCUUCGAGGAGUUGUAUAGGAAUGCAUACACCAUGGUGUUGCACAAGUAUGGAGAACGGUUAUACACAGGAUUGAAAGAAGUUGUUGAAGACCAUUUGAGAAACUUCGUUCGGGUGAAGAUAGUUGAAUCUCUGGAUACUGGUAACUUUCUUGAAGUUAUGAAUGAGGCUUGGAAUGAUCACACAACUGCAAUGGUUAUGAUACGUGACAUUCUGAUGUACAUGGAUCGCGUUUAUGUGGAGCAGAACAAAGUCGAGCAAGUUUUUCACUUGGGCCUUGCAAUCUUCCGCGAUCAAGUUCUUUAUCAAGAUAAUAUUCACGCACAUCUGAGGACAACCUUGUUGUCCCUUAUACAGCAGGAACGUCGCGGAGCUGUUGUGAAUUGGACGGGAAUCAAGAGUGCAUGUCAGAUGCUGGUCAACCUUGGCAUUCAUUCACACGAUGUAUACGUGGAUGAAUUCGAAACACCCUUCCUCGUUUCUACUGCUGAAUACUAUCAAAAUCUAAGCAUGUGUUUCUUGGCUUCGAAUAGUGCAACGCUUUAUGUCAAAAAGGUUGAGCAAUGCAUUCGAGAAGAAUCGGAGAGAGCAAAGAAAUAUCUUGAUCCUCAGACGGAGAGCAAAGUACUCGAUGUACUAGAAAAUGUCCUAAUCAAGGACCACAUGCACACAAUCGUUAACAUGGAACAUAGUGGUGUCCAUGUGAUGCUUAGCAAUGACAAGCACAAUCAGCUUGCUUCACUAUAUGGCCUUUUACAAAGAGUGGAAAAUGGCCUAAACGUUAUGGCCGAUGCUGUCAGCAGGUACCUUCGUCAGACCGGCGCUGCUACCGUGAGAGAAGACUGUGAUCGAUCUCCAAUAGUUUUUGUGGAGGACUUACUAGACUUGAAGGAAAGAUUUGACGAAUUCCUUAGAAUGUCAUUCCAACGGGAUAAGAUGUUCAAGAAUAGGAUCCAGACAGAAUUUGAGUCAUUCAUCAAUUUAAAUAAGAACAGUCCAGAAUACUUGUCACUUUACAUGGACGAAAAGCUUCGCAAAGGAUUGAAAUCGGAAAAUGACGAAAAUGCUGAAAAACUGCUCGAUAAAGCCAUGGCUUUGUUCCGUUUCCUACAGGAGAAAGAUGUCUUUGAAAAGUACUACAAACAACAUAUGGCAAGACGUCUGCUGCUUGAUAAGAGUAUUUCGGAUGACAUGGAAAGGAUGAUGAUUAGCAAGCUCAAGACGGAAUGCGGCUGUCAUUUUACGCUCAAGUUGGAGAAUAUGUUCCGCGAUAAAGAGUUAUGGACUACUCAAGCAACAGCUUUCAAGGAUUAUAGCGAGAACUUUUUGCGUGGCGAAAAUAUGGUCGACAUCUCGGUGCGCGUACUGACAGCUGGAAUUUGGCCUACGCAAAGCGUUCCGGUGUGCAUUUUACCUCCAGUUUGUGAGCAUGCGUUCACUAUGUUCAGCAACUUCUAUGUAAAUAAACAUAGCGGCCGCAAACUAACGUUGAAUACUAUGCUGGGAACCGCAGAAGUAAAAGCUAUUUUCUAUGGAAAUAAUGCUGCAGCUCCUGGCACCUCGGACGCUCGAGAAGUUCGAAAGGAAGAGAACAAAAUUCUUAUGGUUAAUACUCAUCAAAUGGUCAUCCUUAUGUGCUUCAACAAUCAGCCUCGACUCACAUUCCAAGCCCUUUCGGAGCAAACAAGUAUAGCCGAAAGGGAGUUGAAGCGAAAUCUGCAAUCAUUGGCAAUGGGCAAACCCACUCAGCGUGUCCUGUGUAGAAAAGGGAAGGGGAAGGACAUAGAUGCCACAGACGAGUUCUCGGUUAACGACAACUUCCAAUCCAAGUUGACCCGUAUCAAGGUUCAAUUGGUGACAUCUAAAGGCGAGUCGGAACCAGAAAAGAAGGAGACCAGAUCCAAGGUGGAGGAUGACAGAAAACCUGAAGUUGAAGCUGCUAUUGUUCGCGUCAUGAAGUCGAGGAAAGUACUCGAUCACAACAACCUCAUAACCGAGGUGACGCAGCAGCUAAAGUAUCGGUUCUUACCGAAUCCAAUCUUGAUCAAGAAGAGAAUAGAGUCUUUGAUCGAAAGAGAUUAUUUGGCGCGGGAUGCUCACGAUCUCAAGCUUUACCACUAUGUUGCAUGAUCUAUGUAAGGUAUUAUCUUGCUUGUGAGCUUCCACUUCAUGAACAUGUACAUUGUAUAGAAAUAAACUAAUCAUACUUACCUUU
Cylicocyclus nassatus is the source of this 2371-nucleotide messenger RNA. NCBI's taxonomy places the organism in Eukaryota, Metazoa, Nematoda, Chromadorea, Rhabditida, Strongylidae. The record is from the annotation of a GenBank genome assembly.